Tachyglossus aculeatus (Australian echidna) is the source of this 1540-nucleotide messenger RNA. It is a transcript of the gene FLOT1, whose product is annotated as flotillin 1. The record is from RefSeq and is a predicted model, not a curated record. Gene Ontology annotation, cellular component: plasma membrane. Lineage: Eukaryota; Metazoa; Chordata; Mammalia; Monotremata; Tachyglossidae. Gene Ontology annotation, biological process: protein kinase C signaling; positive regulation of cell-cell adhesion mediated by cadherin; positive regulation of cell junction assembly.
UCGACGAGGCCGCAGCGCCCUCCUUCCUGCACCAUGUUUUUCACCUGUGGCCCCAACGAAGCCAUGGUGGUGUCAGGUUUCUGCCGCAGCCCCCCCGUCAUGGUGGCCGGGGGUCGGGUCUUCGUCCUGCCCUGCAUCCAGCAGAUUCAAAGGAUCUCCCUCAAUACGCUGACCCUCAACGUGAAGAGCGAGAAGGUUUAUACGCGUCACGGUGUCCCCAUCUCCGUCACUGGCAUUGCCCAGGUGAAGAUCCAGGGCCAGAACAAGGAGAUGCUGGCCGCCGCUUGCCAGAUGUUCCUGGGGAAGACGGAGGGGGAGAUCGCCCAGAUCGCCCUGGAGACCCUGGAGGGCCAUCAGAGGGCCAUCAUGGCGCACAUGACGGUGGAGGAAAUCUACAAGGACAGACAGAAGUUCUCCGAGCAGGUGUUUAAGGUGGCAUCGUCUGACCUGGUGAAUAUGGGCAUCAGCGUGGUCAGCUACACCCUAAAGGACAUUCACGAUGACCAGGACUACCUCCACUCGCUGGGGAAGGCGCGCACGGCUCAGGUGCAGAAAGACGCCCGCAUCGGGGAGGCCGAGGCCAAGAGAGACGCCGGCAUCCGGGAGGCCAAGGCAAAGCAGCAGAAGGUGUCGGCGCAGUACCUGAGCGAGAUCGAGAUGGCCAAGGCUCAGCGGGACUACGAGCUGAAGAAGGCCGCCUACGACAUCGAGGUCAACACGCGGCGCGCCCAGUCUGACCUCGCCUACCAGCUGCAGGUGGCCAAGACGAAGCAGCAGAUCGAGGAGCAGCGGGUGCAGGUUCAGGUGGUGGAGCGGGCCCAACAGGUAGCACUGCAGGAGCAGGAGAUCGCCCGGCGGGAGAAGGAACUGGAGGCCCAGGUCAAGAAGCCCGCCGAGGCCGAGCGCUUCCGCCUGGAGCGACUGGCCCAGGCCGAGAGGGCCCAGCUGGUCAUGCAGGCAGAGGCCGAAGCGGAGUCCGUCAGGAUGAAGGGGGAGGCGGAGGCAUUUGCAGUGGAGGCCCGCGCCCGGGCUGAGGCCGAGCAGAUGGCCAAGAAAGCAGAGGCUUUCCAGCUCUACCAGGAGGCCGCCCAGCUCGAUAUGCUCCUGGAGAAGUUACCUCUGGUGGCCCAGGAGAUCAGUGGACCCCUGAGCUCGGCCAAGAAGAUCACCCUGGUGUCCAGCGGGCAGGGGGCCGUAGGUGCAGCCAAGGUGACCGGGGAAGUCCUGGACAUUCUCAACCUCCUGCCCGACAGCGUGGAGAGGCUGACGGGCGUCAGCAUCUCGCAGGUGAACCAACACAAGUUGGGGCUGAAGGCCUGAGCCCCCUCCCCUAGCCCAAGCAUGAGCCUGGACCCCACGAUGUGAAGUUACUCGAACCCCAGCAGCCCCUUCCUCGCUGAGCCACUGUGUGGGGAAUGGUCCCUUGCUCCUUACCCCCCUACCCCCCACCCCCUGUGCCUUGCCGGGGACUGCGCACGGCACCCCCCGCCCUACCAGGGCCCGCCGUGUCCAACUCAAAUUAAAGAUGUCCUGUGCCUGA